UUUGGCGUCUCAUCGGCAACAUGAAGUACCUCAUCCUUUUGGCUUUACUCGUUGUCUUCUACUUCAGUUUGAUUUCUAGUGCUCCCCAGGAAGAGCUGAGCGAGGAGAAUAACAGAAAACGAUACCUUUUCUACCCUACAGCAACCACUAAUUUAACUGGAUGGACAUACACAACAGUUCCUUUGGGAUUGGCGCUGUUUGGAAGCAAUCCAUACAUUAUUGGAUGAGAUUCUGUAAUUCUGCAAUAACCUGGAAAUAAUGCUCAAGUUUUAUUAAUGCAAUAAAUGAAAUUCCUAAUC
This is a messenger RNA of Nezara viridula (southern green stink bug), 299 nucleotides long. The record is from the annotation of a GenBank genome assembly. Lineage: Eukaryota; Metazoa; Arthropoda; Insecta; Hemiptera; Pentatomidae.